AGCUUCAGCGCGAUUUCUUCGUAUUCUGGAAUGAAUCAUGAUUCGACAGCAUUUGUUGGAUGUGACCAAGACAAGGUAAAACGACCGAACUACCACAUACACUACACUAUUGGCUUACUGUAGCCAUGGAUAAUUAGAAAAAUGGAUAGGGAACAGCUGACGUGACCAGACGUGACCAGUGAACUCUACAAAUACUGGAACGAUAUAACUCCAUGUAAACUGCCUUAUAUGAUUGGGUGAAGCUAAGGUGGCGGCCUAUAGAGUGCUCUCUUAUAAGUAUAAAACACGCAUGUCCUAAUUGACUAAUGUUUUCUUUUCGAUGUUUUUCAACUUUUUGCACAUAAACGUCCAUUUCAAUGGUAAAUACCAAACCUAAAAGCUAAAAAUUAAACGCAAAGGUAAGAUGAUGCAAGAGCAGUCCAUAUUUAUUUAUCAUGUGUUCAGUUCAACCACUUCGUAAAUAGUCCAGAAAAACAAACGAUUGCUGGUGUGGUUUCUCCGCGGGCUUUUUUCUGAACUUGCAUGGUUUUCAUUCCUUUUUAUGAUGAAGUGUUUCCAAAACGUGGUUAUUCUGACAGACCACUUGCUCUAGUUUCUCAGGACUAUAUGGUAAAAGCCGGACUUAAGAAAUAGUUGGCCAAAAAAUUACGAGAUUUCUACACGUGAAAUAAUGCCGAUUUUUCGUACUGAAUUCCGUAAACUUCCGCGUAGGAACCUAGGACAUACUUACAAGACGGGCUUCUUUCCGCCAUCUUUACUUCGAAAAAACAGCCGAAGUUAUCGUUCCAGUUUUUAUAGCGUUGACUGGGCGUGAUCAAUUUGGAAUUCAUGAUGUCACGAAUCGUAGACAGUAAAAUGCGCGACAAAUUUUAAUUCUAUCAAAAGUAGUUUUGGUGACGCCAAUUUCGCGAUUACGAAAGCAAAAAUCUUAUUAAAAAUGUUUGAUAUGUUCCCUAAGAAUGACCAACAAUAUCUAGAUAUUCCAUUGUAGAGUGGCAUGGUUGUAUACUUACGGGUUUUUUUUACUAAAAUGUUCAGUUGUAUUAUUGCUUAACGUGGCAUUAUUUUGGAUUUGGUGGUGCCAUCCACGCUGAAAACAUCAUGCAUGAUGAUGAGUUUCCUAUCCAGUGUUUUUAUGAUGGAUGUUGAGCUAAUUUUCUAGUAAAUAAUGGAUUAAUUUUUGCCGAAAUAGAUGCUCCAAUUUCUUAAGGAACAUAUUAAAAAUUGCAUUCAUAUUCAUUAUGCAAUUUAUAUUUGGAUACUUUUGUCCUUGUAGUGUUGUGCAUGUUUUGGUCCGAAAGGUGGAAGACAAAACUACUGUGGUCCUAAAUGUACUGCAAUUAAUGGAGGAACAGUGAUGAAAAAAGCCUUCGUCUGGUUUUGAGUGCGACCUAGAAUGCCUCAACGUCUGUGGAAAAGAUGCAUGGAGUUCACGAUGAAAAAUUCUGCAGGAAAUAUUGAAAAAUAUUUUAUUGAUCCACAAAACGGCACGGCACAUAAGGUAAGAAAAAUGUUACACUAGCAGUUGAUAUUUAAAGAAGAAAUAAUAUAUCAAACAUGAAAAGGAGACGUCGAAAAUAGCAGUUAAAUGUGACACUGUUAAUUAAGAAACUAAAUAUUAUUUGUAAAUAUUGUUUCAGUGUAAUAUUGUUGUUAACAUUGUUUGUAAAAUAUUGUAAUUUGUAUAUAUGUAUUAAAAUAUUAUAUCUAAUACGAGAAACUUAGCUUAUUGGGUAUAGUAUGGACUUCGAUAAUCGUUAAUUUUAUAAAAAUAUUAUAUCCUCUUUAGGAGUCAUGUUCCAAACAGUUCAGUACAUUUUUAAAUGAAGGCGUGAGUAUAUCUGGUAUUCUACAUACUAAUAACAUACCCGGAAAUAUUCAACUGAAAUAGGGAAAUAUCAUUGGGCACAAAUAUUUAAUUAAUAAAGAAUCAAUCAAUCAAUCAAUCAAUCAAUCCCUUAUUUGAUGUAAUAUUUCAAAUCUGACAAAGUCAAUGAGGACUGGACUAGAUUUCAAGUCCGCGCAAUUGAUCAAGUCCGAGGCGAAACCGAUGUAAUGUAUUUCUCGUGAAACCGAGUAAGGAUUGAAUGCAAAAGUAACCUUUGAUUUAAGAUAAUUUUAAUAACGACUAUUUCAAGAUGAACUCUCUCUACACAUGUUCCCUCCUGCGCAUGCGUGUCUCUGUCCUUAAUAUACACAGUACUUCAUAUAAUCAAUAUAUAACAGCCGAGGACUGAAUCAAAAUGUGAGGACUUGAAAUCUAGUCCAGUGCGAAUUGGAGGAUUUGACACUGAAUUGAUUUUGUUGGCUUAGGACUUCUCUGCUGAUAGAGGUCGCUAUUUGUGAAGGAAAGCGAAGGAGAAGAGACCUUUUCCUAGAUCUGAAACUUCCUCAGUCCAUGAUCGUGGACGAGUCACACCAGUUUGUAAAACAAGUUCUGAAACCGGUUUUGGGAAACAAAUAGUACGCAUGCUCAGAACUGAAUUACGCUGUAAUGACAUUGAACCCGUAUGUCAAAAUAUCAAAAUGUCAUUUCGAGGUUUUUCAAGUUGGUUGAAUGUGCUCUAAGUUAUGUAAUUGACAUUUUCAAAGUUGAAACUGUGAAAGCAGUGACAGAAGACAAAAGAAAGCAAUCUGUUCUGUUUUAUCGGGCCGAGAUACAUUUGUUUGCCUUCAAACUACUGACUCGAUGUCAUGGCAACCCCUGCGCAUGCACGACAGAAAACGUGUCGGAUCUAGGCAGAGGUCUCUUCUCCUUCGCUUUCCUUCACAAAUAGAGACCUCUGUCAGCAGGGAAUCCUAGGACUGGAUCAGUAUACAUCACCAGGUAUCCAAUGUGAGCAAAAUAAAGCAAAUGGUUGGCUAAUUUACUCAUGAAUUAUUAACGAGUUUGAGAUCUUUAUUUAAUAGCAAGAAGGGCAUUGCCAAGUUUUAAUUUUUUUCAGACCUUGACAGCGUCUGACAAGAAAAGCUUAGAAAAGAUCCCAAACGUGCCUGGUCUUCUCGUAUCGUGAAGACAAUAAACAACUUUACGUCAAUCAAGGGUCAAAGUGGCAGGCUUUGAGUAAUGAGCAAGAGGUUAGCUUACUGAUAUCCUAGAUCUUAACUAUAUAUGAAGUGUUUGGUAUAAUGAUGGUGUCUUCGCGAGGAUCGCACUGAAACUUUAUUAUGGAUUAGAGUUAAUUAAAACGUUAUGCAGUGAUAUGCAAAUUUAGCUAAAAUAUAUAUUAUAGGUAAAUGCUGUACAAACUAUCCUGACAAAUUUUCUUAACCUAUUUCAGUAACCUAUUUCAACUAAAACAUGACUUUGUGCGCACGUUAUACGCCUUGAGUUUAGACGUUCCUUCCUUAAAACUUCAAAUAAUAUUAUAAGAAGUUGUAUCCGUGCAUGCAUUUGCGCGUGUAUGUAAAUUCUUACUGUACUAUUUGCAGGUUCUCCAGCUAAAUAGAGUCCUCAAGUUAGACGUGGAAUUUUUGAAAAAGAAAAUAAACAGCAACUCAGCCGUUGUUAACGGGCAAUUAACUCAUUUAAAAAAGAAAAUUGUUAGUCAAGAGAAAGCCAUUAGAAAUCAAGGAAAACAACUUGAGGAACAGAAUAAUACAAUAGACUAGAAAUACAUGCAUGCAAUAACCCCUCGCCUGUUUUCAAAAGAUGCAUACUCAGUGCCGUUGCGAGCACUUCGUCUGAGGGUGUGUGUGAGGUUAGAUAGAGGGGGGGGGGGUUACCAAAAUGUUUCCAGAUGUACAAAAAUUUUUCAGGACAUAUAUUAAUAAUUUUUCCGAAAAUACAGUUGUUUUCCAAAUUCACUUUCUCAUGUCCUGAGAAUUACCUGAAUUGCCCUGAAAAUCUUCUGCAAAUCUACUUAAAUUUACCUAAAAGUGCAUUGGAAAUCUACCUGAAAUUCCUCAUGAGCAAUUAUCAGGGGUGUUGCAACACCCCCCCCCAGUGAGUUCCAAGCAAACACUCUCUGAUUUAUUGUUCGUGUAUUUCACCUCCCAAAAUAUUGUGCAUCAUACUAUAGAGCAUUUUGCUGUUGUCAUGCUCUAGCAUGGUUCAAACUUAUGAAUUUUUAUUAUAUAAAGAUAGUGUUUUCCCAAGAUUUCGAGCACUGAUAAAAAUGAUAAUCUCACAUGUGAAAAUAUUCAUGAUAAUCUCACAUGUGAAAAUUAUCGCCUUUUCAAUUAUCGCUUUUCAUUCAAGACUGUCAUUUAUAUAAUAAACAGAAAAAUACAUGGGUGGUUGGAAAUACCAGAUUUAUUUUUCGUGUUGAACAUGACAUAUCUCACUCGUUCGCUGCGCUCACUCGUUCGCUGCACACUCAUGUUCAACACUCGAAAUAAAUCUGGUAUUUCGUGCACCCAUGCAUUAUUUUCUAUUUAAACUACAACUUGACUG
Paramuricea clavata is the source of this 4396-nucleotide messenger RNA. The record is from the annotation of a GenBank genome assembly. Lineage: Eukaryota; Metazoa; Cnidaria; Anthozoa; Malacalcyonacea; Plexauridae.